UCUCUCUCUCUCCUCUUUUCAGGCGGUUCUUCUUAUCCGCCUCCUUUAGCUCAGCACCUUGCGGCCGUUUCUGCUAUCAUCUUUCAGAGAAAAAUCUGAACGCUUCUACAAUUAUUUCUCCAUCAUCCUUUUAGCCAUAUUAGGAGACCUUAACGCUACUCCAAACGGCAAAACCCUAACCCUAGCCACAUCGGGCUCGCCUGGCGAGCCGCCUCUAUGCAACCUAGCACCAGAGAAAUGCAAUCAAUGGGAGCUCCAAUGAACGGCAUGCCAGGAUCAUCCACGCCUUCCUCAACCGCUGCCUCAGCGUCCCAUAUUUCCCUUCACGAGCUCCAGAACGGUAACGGUCAGGCCCAUAUUCAAAACCCAAAUCUGCACGGUUCCUCUUCCCAGUUCGACCCAUCCGCAGCCAGUAACGAUGACUUCUUCGACCAGAUGUUCUCCAACAUCCCUUCCUGGCCAGACCUCGGCAAGUCUCCGUGGGAUCUCUCAAACUCCGCCGCCGCCGCCUCCGGCUACGACGAAUCUUCUCUUCUCGCAUCACGGCUCCGUCAGUACCAGAUCAGCAGCGGAGAUGGCGGAUCUCCGGUAGGAAAGUCCAUGAUGCUACCGCUCAGCGCACAGCAGCAACAGCAGUUUCUCCUCUCGGCCAUCGGCGGGAGGCCAACCGCCUCAGAUCCCGACUCCAGUUUGCUCACCCCGCUGCCGCUCUCUCUCGCUUCCGCCGGCCAUGGAUCCGACUCCGACACUUCCUUCAAAUCCCCUAAUUCGACCACAGCAGACGGGCUUUACAAUGGAUUCGGUAGCGGAUCACUUCAACGAUCACCGAACCAGCCGCAACAUUUUCAUCAGGCUCAGGGUGCAGCAAUACCUCAGCAGAGCUUCGGAGCAGUGCCGCCGGCUGCAGUUUCUACACCCGCCGGUGCUGGGGCUCCGGCCGCUCCUCGGCAGCGAGUCCGCGCACGACGCGGCCAGGCUACGGAUCCACACAGCAUCGCGGAGCGGCUUCGCAGAGAGCGGAUCGCAGAAAGAAUGAAGGCUCUGCAGGAACUCGUCCCCAACGCAAACAAGACGGACAAGGCUUCCAUGCUGGAUGAGAUUAUCGACUACGUGAAAUUCCUACAGCUUCAAGUCAAGGUACUCAGCAUGAGCCGCUUGGGAGGCGCCGCCGCCGUUGCCCCUCUCGUCGCCGACAUCUCCUCAGAGGGUGGGGCAGCGGUGGGGAGGGGAUCGCCGGCGGCGAACGAAAACAUGUCGGCGACCGAGCACCAGGUGGCUAAACUGAUGGAGGAGGACAUGGGUUCGGCCAUGCAAUAUCUCCAAGGAAAGGGCCUCUGCCUGAUGCCCAUCUCCCUCGCGUCCGCCAUCUCCACCGCCUCAUGCCGCGGCCCAACCUCCAGCCUCCUCGCCGGCUCCGGUGCCUGCGCCAUCAACAAUCUGGCCGCUCUCAUCCCCGGUAUUCCGGUGGGAGGGGACGCACCGUCGUCGCCUAGUCUGUCGGUACUCACGGUGCAGUCCGCCGUGGCCGGCGGCUGUGAGACCGACCUCUCACGGUCCUCCGGCAAGGACGGCGCCGCCUCUGUAUCCAAGCCAUAAAGAUGGAAGAUGACGAAAUUGAAGAAAAAGGCGUCAAAGUUAAAGUCUAAGGGAAAUAAUGUCGUCUUUGGGCAGUUCUUUUUUGGAUUGACGCCCGUAUUUGCUUAGACUUUGGCAGCUUGCCCCCACCACCACUAUCACCAUCAUCAUCACUUCCUUCUUUUUUCAUCUUUUCCUUUUCUAUGAACACUAUUAACUAUUUAGUAUAUAUACAUAUAUAUAUUUUCAAUUCCAGUCAACUUUCUAUUCUGUAUUCUGUAUCGCUUCUACCUGUUCUUCUAACUUUUGGAUUAAAUAUUAGCAAGUCGUAGCAUAUCUUUUUAUCAA
Dendrobium catenatum is the source of this 1923-nucleotide messenger RNA. Its product is annotated as transcription factor bHLH66. Gene Ontology annotation, molecular function: DNA-binding transcription factor activity, RNA polymerase II-specific; protein dimerization activity; RNA polymerase II cis-regulatory region sequence-specific DNA binding. Lineage: Eukaryota; Viridiplantae; Streptophyta; Magnoliopsida; Asparagales; Orchidaceae. The record is from RefSeq and is a predicted model, not a curated record. Gene Ontology annotation, cellular component: nucleus. Gene Ontology annotation, biological process: regulation of transcription by RNA polymerase II.